Messenger RNA from Cimex lectularius (bed bug), 3078 nucleotides. Its product is annotated as hydroxylysine kinase. The record is from RefSeq and is a predicted model, not a curated record. The transcript is spliced from 8 exons. Gene Ontology annotation, molecular function: amino acid kinase activity. The coding region runs from base 1918 to 2988 and encodes 356 amino acids. Lineage: Eukaryota; Metazoa; Arthropoda; Insecta; Hemiptera; Cimicidae.
GUGCUAUUUAUAUUUCUUCUGGUCAGAUGGUCAGAUUGUUAGUCAUAUUUAACAAUUUUAAAGAACUGGUUUACAAGGUUUUUUUUAUUUAAAAAAAAAGGGCAUCUACGUUGAUAAACUUCACUCAUCAGUCAACUGCAAAUUUGUUCAUAUUCAAUUUACAUUUCAAGAAACAUUUUAUCUUUGCAAUUCCACCAGUUUUAUUGAAUGUAAUUUAGUUUUAUAUCAUUCAAAUUAAUUACUUAAAGAGCACCAUUGGCAAGAGAUAUGUUAUCAACAUACUUAGUAGAUAAAUUGAUUAAAACUUUUGACAUUACAGUACGCACAUACACAUUUUCACUUCUAGUAAUAAAAAAACAUUAAGUUUAAUUUUAAACAAACAUUUUCAAUUUAUUUUUGCAUAUUAACAUUAUAAUUUGAUUAAUCAUAAAAAUAAAUUGUGAAAAUGUCAACCCUCCGGAAGGUGCCCUCUAUUUCAAACAUACGAAUGCGCAAUUUAUCUGGUGGAUAAAACACCAUACAGGUCAAUAAAAGCAAAAUCAUCCAUUAUUAUUUUUGUUGAAAAUUAUUUUCUUCCAAAAUUAUUUUCUUUGAACAUAUUUAUUAUUUUAAAGAAAGAGACCAUUUUUUAACAUAUAAACAUUGCUAAUAUUAAAGUGUCAAUAUGAAACUUUUUAUUUUUUUUAAAUGCUCAGUUUUUUAAAAUCACUGGCACUAGAAUGUUCCCUCAGUCUAAUUGAGUUUUUAUAACAGUAUUGAAAAAUUAAAUCUAAGAAAAAUGGACAAAAAUAAUACAAUAGCAAACAAAUAUAGAAAUAAUAUUAAAAAAAGUGGUACACAAUAAUAUUACAAAAAUUAGGGAAAGUAGGUUAAGAUGUCACAAAGUACCUACCCAUCCCCCCACCAAGGUUUCUUAUUAUAGACAUUUUUUGACAACAAUCAUCACAUACAUUGUUAGAGUGCUAAAAGCACAAUUUUGAACACAAAAUUUACUGGAAUAUUGAGUGAAGCGUGUCUUUUUCAUUGCCAAGCAAAGCUUCCGAAUUUUCGUUUUUUUCCAGCUUUUUUUUCCCUGCAACCCAAUAUAUUUUCACGUAUUGACUACACUGAUCUUUUUCACUAACCGACUCCCAGACACCUGCUACAACAGAGCACUCUUCCAAGUGGUCAUAGCCCAUUUCACUUUGGCAUAUGGGGGAAUCUGCAACUGAAUAGAUGUUUAUUGAGGUAGUCGUGCCCCAUAGUUGCCCAGAAGCAUGCAACUGCCAUAUCCCUUCUUAGGUAAGAUGGUAAGCUAUUAUUCCUCAGACUUUCCCUUCUCUUUCCUUCCGCCGCUGAAAGCAACUUACCUGACCUUUCAAUUUAAGUGUAUUCGCAAAGUUCUUCUAGCUGAAUGGAACAUUAACCCAAUCUCUGGCUGGUCUUUUUGCGAGCCUUCUCGAGCUAAAGCUUCCUACCUCUAGUUUCCGUGCUAGGCUAAUCCACAGUAGCUGGCAGAAACACUAUUUCUUUUUCAUCUGACUCGGCUUUUUUAAUCAGUGAGAGACAAUUGAUGACAUCAGGGUCCUACAGUUAGAAUCCCCAUUUAAUAUAGAAAUUGCUGCUUGAGAAUCAACUAGGAUCAUUAAUUUAUUUUCAGCUCGGUUGUUAAUCAAAAUGAGGGCAAGAUAAAUGGCCCUGAUCUCCCCAUCAAAGUUGGUUGCAAACUCUACCCACUGGCUCUGAAAUCUUGCCGAUGUGGGAAUAAACCCUGGCUUUUGCAUUUCUAUUUGCUGUUGUAUAAACAUGCGUCCAAGGGGGGGGGGAAGGAUAUCUGGCAGCGAUUGUUUCCAAUGUCAGUGCUUUUAACUCCCAUAUUGGCAUUGUGGCCUUGUUUACUUUGGAAAUCAACCCUAGCAUCACUUCACUCUGUUCAACAUGUCUGAUUCGGAAAAUAUGGUGAGUCCCACUCUUACCCAGGAGCAAGUUUUUUCUUUGAUGGAACAACAGUAUGGCCUGAAUGUGAAGAGCUGUGUGCAGCUGGAUGGAUAUGAUGACAAGAACUACAGGAUUCAGGUAGAUGAUGAUUUGGAUUCAAGCAAGAAUCUCUUCAUUGAAAAACUGCAUCCACACGGUUAUGUUUUGAAAAUUCUCAAUUCCCUCGAUAGCCAAAACAAACUUAUGAUAGAGGGCCAGAAUGGAAUGAUGUUCCAUUUAGUCAGUAACGAUUUCCGUGUUCCAACACCCGAAAAGAACGUAUCAGGUGAAUUUUACUCCUUUCACACUUUUGGAGAUGGUAAAUCUGGAGAUGCUGGUACAGUUCAUAUAGUUAGACUUUUGAAGUAUCAAAUUGGGACAAAACUCAACGAUGUCAAUCCAUGCCAUGAGAUUUACUUUAAUGUUGGGGUUUUAACAGCAAAGAUCGACACCUGCCUUUCUACCUUUCACCACCCAGGUUUUGAAAAUCUAAAUUCAAACUGGGCAUUGUACAAUGCACCGAUGAUAAUGAAGCAUAUCAACGUGGUUACAGAUUCAAAAAGGAGGCAGAUAGUAGAACAACAUAUUACAGAUUUUAAAAAUGAUGUCCUGGCAGCAAUGCCUCAAUUGGAAAAAGGUAUUAUACAUGGAGACAUCAACGAACACAAUAUACUAGUAGAAGGAACUGAAAUAAGUGCUUUACUUGACUUUGGUGAUGCAAAUUGUGCACCGUACCUUUUUGAAGCAGCCAUAGCAAUUUGUUAUAUUUUGGUGCACAGUAGCGACAUAUCUUACGGUAAAUCAUUUCUCAGCGGUUACAACAGGUUCAGAGUGAUGCCUGAAUUGGAAAAAAAAAUACUCAGAACUUGUGUAUGUACAAGAUUGUGCCAAAGUCUAGUGCUUGGAGCUUAUUCUGGCCUGAAGGACCCAACAAACAAAUACAUACUGUCAUCACAAAAAACUGGUUGGCCAAUUCUUGAAAAGCUGUCUGCUAUUAGCAAUGAAGAAUUAAUUAACUUGUGGAACCAAUGAUGAUGUAACUUUCAACUAAAUAUAUAUUAAAUUCACUAAUUUCUUGGUCUGCUUGACCAAUUAAUAUAUUACAAUUAAUUAAGGUUUUUA